Molecule: messenger RNA, 756 nt
Organism: Penicillium concentricum
Lineage: Eukaryota; Fungi; Ascomycota; Eurotiomycetes; Eurotiales; Aspergillaceae
Product: synaptobrevin family protein
Exons: 2
Coding region: 1-756 (251 amino acids)
Biological process (GO): vesicle-mediated transport
Cellular component (GO): membrane
Source: RefSeq, a predicted model, not a curated record
AUGGCUUCAUCUUCCAAGACGAGCUCUUUGCUCUACUCUUGCAUCGCCCACCGCACUACUAUUCUAGCCGAACACUCCUCGCCGGGCAGUUCAUCGACCGCCGCCUCGUCACUAGCCUCCAUCAUCCUCCCAAAGAUCACACACGACAAGCCACAAAAGCUCACCUUCACCCAUGAACGACUCUUUGUCCACUAUAUUGCCGACUCCCCAACCGGCAGCCAAUCCGACGAUGGCAACAUUGCAGAGCCCAACUCACACGCUCCCCUGAGCUUCGUGGUAGUUGCGUCAGCAGAACAAGGCCGCCGCAUCCCAUUCGCCUACCUGCUAGAGAUGAAGCGCAAGUUCUUGACUACCUACGAACCAUCCACCACUGAGUUCGCCUCACUGCCCGCCUACGGCUGCGCUGCCUUCAACAACGAGCUGCGCUCUCUCCUACAGGCCUACAACACCGCCCCACCAGCCGAUUCACUCGCGUCAGCCCGGCGAGAGAUUGACAGCGUCCGUGAUAUAAUGACUGAGAAUAUCGAGCGGGUCCUGGAGCGCGGCGAGCGCAUCGAUCUGCUGGUUGACAAGACGGAUCGGCUUGGCGGGAGUGCGCAUGAUUUCCGGAUCCGCAGCCGGGGACUGCGGAGGCGGAUGUGGUGGAAGAAUACCAAGUUGAUGAUUAUGAUGGUGGUCGUCGUUAUAUUCUUGCUAUAUCUGUUCAUUGGUAUGGGGUGUGGACUACCUGCAUGGGGGAAGUGUGUUGGACACUAG